AUGAGACUCUCUUUUAUCUCUGGUGUUGCUUUGCUACAGCUCGGUAUUGCUGUAACUAACGCUGCUACUAGUCAUCAGCAAUCAAAUACCAAAGGGUUCCCUUCAUGCGACUCUCCCAUCUAUUGUGAAGGCCCUCUCUUGAGAGCAGUUCAACUCGCUGAACUUUUUCCGGAUUCAAAGACCUUUCCCACUUCAAAGCCUGUUGACAAAGUUCUGUCUAUAUUCGAUAGUAUUGGCGGUUCCAAUGCCACUAAAGAUGAAUUGCGAGUGUUUGUUAACGAAAAUUUUUUGUCGGCUGGAAGUGAUUUGAAUAAGCUCAAUAUGACCAUCCCGAAGCCUCUUCCAUGGGUGAACGAAAUCCAAGACGAUGAAUAUAAGAAUUGGAUUGAAUAUCUGCACCAAGCAUGGGGAGAUUUGAUAUUUGAAUUUAAUACAGCUGGCUUGUGCGAUGGUUGUGUUUCCAGCACCUUGCCAGCUAAAUUGCCUUUUGUUGUACCCGGUGGUCGAUUCCGAGAGUUUUAUUACUGGGAUAGUUUCUUUGUCAUUAAGGGUCUAUUACUGAGUAACCAAAAUGAACUGGCCAAAGGCAUGAUCGAGAAUUUCUUGGACUUUAUCCAAGAGUAUGGUUUCAUCCCAAAUGGAGCCCGCAUAUAUUAUCUCAAUAGAUCUCAGCCUCCAUUUUUGGUCGAGAUGGUGCGGGCUUACUACGAGACAACAGGUGACGAUUCAUUUGUAAAGAAGGCUCUCCCUACUUUGGACAAGGAGUACACAUUUUGGAUUGGCAAUACAACCGUAAGCAUUGCGGAUUCUGUGUCUGGAAAGAGAUAUCAAUUGAACAGAUACAACGUCGAAAAUACUUCUCCAAGACCAGAGUCGUAUGCCGAGGACUAUAAAACAGCCUACGAUGGCACAAAUUUUACAACAACCCAAGUGAUUGACCUUUUUUCUGAUCUUGCUGCUGGUGCAGAGUCGGGCUGGGAUUAUUCAUCUAGAUGGUCUAAGAAUAGAAUCCCUGAGGUUGGAGAUAAAAAUGGCUAUGCUAUCCUUCGCACGCUGAAUACCCGCAAUAUUGUCCCCGUUGACCUUAACGCUCUCUUGUGGAGCAUGGAGAGCAAUUUGGCAGAGUGGCAUACUAAAUAUGGAGGGCGGUCCUCUCGAUCGGCAAAGAGAGCAAAUUACUACAAGAAACAAGCAAACAAACGACUUGACGCUAUGGAGAAAAUUCUGUGGAAUGAUGAAGAGCACAUGUUUUGUGAUUACAACUUAACCAGCAAAACACAAGCCAUUGAGUUUUCCCCUGCAAGCAUGUAUCCCUUCUGGUUAAAUGCAAUUCCAGAACGCGUUAAGUCUCCUAAACACUUGACCCAUGUGUUUGAUCAAGUCCGAGACGCAUUGUCGAAAUACCCGGGUAUUCUAACUACAUCGCUCUUUAACACCACAAUGCAGUGGGAUUGGCCCAACGGUUGGCCUCCUCUUCAAUACAUAACAAUGCAAGCCAUGUUGAACGUUGAUAAUUUGUUGAAUAAGCAGAAUCACAAAGAUGAUACUAUCCUUCCUAUGAUGUAUACUCUGGCCGAACGUAACGUUGCAACCGCGUUCUGCUCUUGGUAUAAAACUGGAGGAAAAAUACCUGGCUUGUUGAGCAAGUAUCCAGGUGCAACAGAUGAUGGACACAUGUUUGAGAAAUUCGAUGUGACAAACAUCGGAGGCGCCGGUUCUGGUGGUGAAUAUACUGUUCAAAUUGGGUUUGGUUGGACAAACGGUGUAACUAUGUGGUUGUUUGAGUUGUUUCCAAACAUGACAGCUCCAGAUUGUGAAUCUUCUGUUACUUAUAAUUUAUCUUAA
This is a messenger RNA of Phycomyces blakesleeanus NRRL 1555(-), 1845 nucleotides long. RefSeq names its product glycoside hydrolase family 37 protein. Gene Ontology annotation, biological process: trehalose catabolic process. NCBI's taxonomy places the organism in Eukaryota, Fungi, Mucoromycota, Mucoromycetes, Mucorales, Phycomycetaceae. The transcript is spliced from 6 exons. The coding region runs from base 1 to 1845 and encodes 614 amino acids. The record is from RefSeq and is a predicted model, not a curated record. Gene Ontology annotation, molecular function: alpha,alpha-trehalase activity.